Arachis ipaensis is the source of this 957-nucleotide messenger RNA. NCBI's taxonomy places the organism in Eukaryota, Viridiplantae, Streptophyta, Magnoliopsida, Fabales, Fabaceae. The record is from RefSeq and is a predicted model, not a curated record.
GAAACAUGAAAACCUUCAUAUAAAUAGAAUACAAUAAGAACAUUAGAAUAGAUUUUAGAUCGAUAGUCAUCUAGCAACGCAAACUCAAACUGAAACGAUGACGUUACUGAUCAUAAUUAUGAAUGACGCCGAGAAGAACGCGUCGACAGGACGUGUACUGCUCCGUCAUCACACGGCCACCGCAAGAACGCCGCCGCUGCCAGACCUUCCGAAGGAAUUGAUAAUGGAUAUCUUGCUGAGGCUUCCGGCAAGGACGCUUGUUUCCCUAAGGAGCGUGUGCAGUUCCUGGAGAAACCUAAUUUCCGCCCCUGACUUCACCCGCAACCACCUUCGUCGUUCAUGCUUAUGCGAUCCAAGCCUGACUUCGCUACGAGACAAUGGUGUCAGAUACGACAGUUUUGGAAUUCUGUCCGUACGGUCAAUAAUGGACAAACCUUUUGAACCUACUAAAGUCGAUUGCUUCAGUGGACAACGCUACAACAGAAUCGUUGGUUCUUGCCAUGGAUUGUUAUGCUUUUUUGAUGAUGAUGAUGGCGGCCAGAAUACACAUGGCAUGUUGUGGAACCCCUAUACCGGAUUCACAUUCCAGUCACCACAAAUCAGCGGUCAAGUCAGCGUUUGUGGCUUUGGUUAUGAUCAUCUCAGUGACAGCUACAAGCUUUUUGGAAUUAUAAGGAAGAAAGGGCCAUCUGGUUUGGAAUUUAGUACCAGAAUUUAUACUUUUGGACCAACUUCUUCCUGGAGAAGAAUUGAUGAUAUCCCAUUUGGCCAACCUGGUGUUCCAACUGACGACCCUUUUAUGCCUGAUAAUAUGGAAAGGGUGUUUUUUGGUAGUAGCUGAGCAUGCACUAUUAAUUGGAGUGUUAAUCAUGAGGUGGUUGUUUAUUUUGAUUUGGGUAAAGAGACUUAUAGUCAUUUCUCUCUGCCUUAUACCGAUUCAGAUGAUUAUUUCCAGAG